AUGACCCGAUCCGACACUACCCAGAUCCAUCGCGCCUGGUGGAAGGAAUGCUCCGUGUACCAGAUCUGGCCGGCUUCCUACAAGGACUCCAACGAUGAUGGCAUCGGAGACAUUCCCGGCAUCGUCUCGAAGCUUGACUACAUCAAGAACCUCGGCGUCGAUAUUGUAUGGCUGUGCCCGUCCUACAAGUCGCCUCAGGUCGACAUGGGCUAUGACAUUUCCGAUUACUAUAGCAUCGCGGACGAGUACGGCACGGUCGCGGAUGUAGAGAACUUGAUCCAGGGCUGCCAUCAGCGAGGAAUGAAGCUCCUGAUGGAUCUGGUGGUGAACCAUACCAGUGACCAGCACGAGUGGUUCAAGCAGUCUCGCAGUUCCAAGGACAAUGAAUAUCGGAACUGGUACAUCUGGAAGCCUGCCAAAUACGACGAGCAGGGGAACCGCCAUCCCCCGAAUAACUGGGUCUCGCAUUUCCAAGGAAGCGCCUGGCAGUACGAUGAGCUCACAGACGAAUACUACCUUCAUCUGUAUGCCACAGAGCAGCCUGACCUGAACUGGGAGCACCCGCCGGUGCGCAAGGCCGUACAUGACAUCAUGCGCUUCUGGCUGGACAAGGGCGCCGACGGAUUCAGAAUGGACGUGAUCAACUUCAUCAGCAAGGACCAGGCCUUCCCCGACGCGCCUGUUCAAGAUCCCCGCAGCAUCUGGCAGUGGGCCGACAAAUACUACGCCAACGGACCUCGCCUACAUGAGUAUCUGCAGGGCCUGGGAGAGAUCCUCAAAGAAUAUGACGCGUUCAGCGUGGGCGAGAUGCCUUUCGUGAAAGACACACAAGAAGUCCUUAAAGCCGUGCGCUACGGUCGGAACGAGCUCAACAUGAUCUUCAACUUUGAGCAUGUGGAUAUCGACCAUGGCAAAUACGACAAGUUCGAGCCCGGCGAAUGGAAGCUCACUGAUCUCAAGGAUUUCUUUGAGAGAUGGGAGAAGUUCAUGUACGAGAAUGACGGCUGGAAUGCCCUGUACUGGGAGAACCACGAUCAACCCCGGUCGAUUGACCGGUACACCAAUGCGAAGGAAGAGCAUCGUCUGGUUGCCUCCAAGCUUCUGGCUACCCUUCUAACCCUGCAGGCCGGUACGCCGUUCAUCUACCAAGGCCAGGAGCUGGGUAUGAGCAAUGUCCCGAUUGAAUGGGGCAUUGAGGAAUACAAGGACAUCGAUUGUCUCAACCACUGGCACGGGCUGAUCAAACACAAGCACUUCGACACCAAGGCCCAAGAGAUUGCCAAACGAGAGUACCAGAAGAAAUCUCGAGACAACGCACGCACUCCCGUGCAAUGGAGCUCCGCUCCGAACGCAGGAUUCACCGGCCCCAACGUCAAGCCCUGGAUGUCGGUCAACCCCAACUACGUCCGCAUCAACGCCGAGGCGGAGGUCGAGGAUCCAAACUCAACCUACCACUACUGGGCGGCGGUGCUGGGACUGCGCAAGAAAUACCUGGAUCUGUUCGUGUACGGCAACUACGAUAUGGUUGACCGUGACAGCCAGGAGAUCUUUGCGUAUACGCGGCAGUAUGAGAACCAGAAGGCGCUGGUUGUGGGUAACUUCACCGACAAGACCCUGGACUGGAGCUUUGCUGCGCGGGGUAUCAAGGGCGUCAAAGAGGUGUUGCUGAAUACCUAUGAAGGAGUAGAGAAAGCAUCACAGCGGUUUUCAGGAGAGAGCUGGUCUCUGCGGCCUUAUGAAGCGGUUGUGGUGCUCGUGCAGUAG
This is a messenger RNA of Aspergillus clavatus NRRL 1, 1764 nucleotides long. Its product is annotated as glycoside hydrolase family 13 protein. Gene Ontology annotation, molecular function: alpha-amylase activity. Bases 1 to 1764 code for a protein of 587 amino acids. Gene Ontology annotation, biological process: oligosaccharide catabolic process. The transcript has 3 exons. Lineage: Eukaryota; Fungi; Ascomycota; Eurotiomycetes; Eurotiales; Aspergillaceae. The record is from RefSeq and is a predicted model, not a curated record.